AUGGCGUUUGCUGGGACAAAUAUCAGUUUGUCCCAGCCGGAUAUCACGCAGAAACUAACGGAGCGCAUAGACGACCUGAAGCAAAAGAUUGCUGCUUGGGGGAAGCGGAUUCGCCGAUUUACCGAGAGGUCAAGGCGGUUCAACCAGAAUCGUCUCUUCCAGAGUGAUCAGAAGAGGCUCCACAAAUCAUUGGAGCGACCAGAGGUAUGUGGAGCGGACCCAGGACCGGAUCAGGCUAACACUGUCGCAUUUUGGCGUGGCCUGUGGUCAGAGCCCGUAAACCACAGCGAGGGCCCUUGGACGGAAGUUGUGGCGAGUCAGUGUGCGAGUAUUACGCCCAUGGACCCCGUCAUCAUAACGCCGGAUGACGUAGCUGAGGUGGUCCGUAGAGCCCCGAACUGGAAAUGUCCGGGACUCGACGGACUGCAUCACUACUGGCUGAAGGGGUUCAUAGUGUGUCACGCUGUGCUCGCCCGUCAGUUUCAAGAGGCUCUCAACCAGAAGUCGCUCCCUAGCCUCUUCAUUACUGGGAUCACUCAUUUGGUUCCUAAAGACCAGGUUACCACAGACCCGAGCAAAUACCGCCCCAUUACGUGUCUAAGACCAUCACCAUAUAUAAGAUACUGA
Molecule: messenger RNA, 627 nt
Organism: Parnassius apollo (apollo)
Lineage: Eukaryota; Metazoa; Arthropoda; Insecta; Lepidoptera; Papilionidae
Source: the annotation of a GenBank genome assembly